Molecule: messenger RNA, 1023 nt
Organism: Cuscuta campestris
Lineage: Eukaryota; Viridiplantae; Streptophyta; Magnoliopsida; Solanales; Convolvulaceae
Source: the annotation of a GenBank genome assembly
CCAACAUACAUGUUUUUAAAGCAAAUUUNCCCCCCCCCCCCCCCAGAACCAAUGUGCUAAACUGCGGGGCAAGGUCUGAAAUCCAGCUCAUGAUGGAUCAAAUUUCUCCGAAGCAGUGGACUGGCAUGAACGUCGCACCUGUUUACAACAUAUUAAAGGGAAGUCUCCAUCUUUGCAAACAAGUGGUUUCCUGCUGCUGGGGAGGCUAUGAAUUUCAGCUCAUGAUGGAUCAAAUAUCUCUGAAGCAGUGGCAGCUUACACGGAUAAUUUUAGAUGACUUGGUUCUACUUCCUGCCACGAUAACAAACGAAUAGCGUGUUCCUUGGAUUUGUAAUUUUCAAUUCGACCGUCUGCCUUUCCUGAAACGUUCCGCUCAUGAAGUUCUCCAAAUCAAUUGCUUUGAGCUGCCGGUUUUCCCAGGUGAGAGGUCGGAGGUCUGCGAUUACAUCAUGGACCAUAAACGAGGAAGAUUUACAAACAGAAAGAACUCCUUUGGGAAAUGCUAAUGAAGAAUUUCACCUAAUGGAAAACAAGGCUCUAUCAUCCUUUGUCUCCCCUUGAAGAAAAAGAAUAGACCCUAAAUUGUGUUGGAUAAGAUGCAAGGUUGGCGAUCUAUUUGUCGAAUAGUGGAUUAAAGGUGGCCUUCAAGCUGUGUUCCAAGUUUUUUUACCUGAAUUUAUUUGGACGCUACAUCAUAUUGGAGCCAACAACCAGUGGUAACAAAAGAUUAAGCAGCUCGCACUGUUAUCCCUGCUUGCUGUAUUGUUGUGAACUUAUCAUGCAAGGCGAAGGAUCUUAUUGAGAAACACGUGUCUGCUUUCUCUCAAACUCAGGAUAAUACUCUAUACAUGCUUCCAUCAACACCCCAGGAAUGCUGCUAUUUUGACAGCCAAAGCCGGUGCAAGGGAUCCAUCUGCAAUUCCUUCUAUAUGUUGCAUAUCUGCUGCACUUUAGUCUACUGCAGCCUCCCUCAAUAGUGCUUUAUGCCAAUUGCUUUGAUAUCAAUAAGCUUGGAGUUGGAAC